AUGGCCAGCAGCCUGCACGCAGCAGAGGCGAAGCGCGAGGGCCGCACCCCUCCUCCGGCGCCCAGCGCCGCGUACGCUAAGAGGGCGCGCGAGAUCAUUGAGGACGAGACUGGCUUUUCCCUCGACAGCGCUACCAGAGGGAGACCAAGAGCUGGAACAUUGCCCUCGUCAUUUCAGGAGCGCGAGUUGGCAGACAACUCGAAGCAGUCUUCUCCCCAGCGCACCUCGGCUCUGCAGCCCGCCUACCUCCCUCAGCGUCCCUCCCUGCGCCACGCCACGUCCUCGGCUCCCGCUCUCGAGCACGAGCAUCCUCGCCAGCGCUCAGGCUCAACUUCGGAGGUCAACACUGCCUUCGCUUCAUCGGCUUUCUCUAACGCCUGGUUAGCCAACCCCGGUCAGGCUGGCGCCAAGUCGCCCCUGGGACGUGGAGGCGAUGACUACAUGGAGACGCCCGUCUCGAACGACCUCAACUUUAGCACCCUCGACUACCUCGGGCUCGCUGACACCAAUGCUAGCGACGACAUGGGUCCCGCGAGCAUCUCGGAACUUCGGAGCCAGCACCGUCGGGCGAUUGACGCACAAGGUCCCGCCAGCCGCAUCCGUGCUUCGACCGUUUCGAACGUGAACCGUCCCUUCAGGCCCAGCGUCACCUCGGCAUUUGACGACGCACCGAGCAGUCUCGCGAAUGCUUUCGAGCAAGUCUCCAUCUACGACCAGCUCCUGCCUUCUGCCCAGAUUGGAGGAGGCGGCUUCCCCAGCGGCUCUCUGCUCCACCCCAAGGUCGCUGCCGCUCGUGGCGAAGCUAGCAGACCUCGCGCGACGACUAUCGGGUCCCUCGACAACAUCUCUGGCCGAGGCGGUCUUCGCGGCUUCCUUUCGAGCAUCCCUCAGUCUCCCCUGCAGGGCGAGUAUGCUGCCAACUCGGCGUUUGGCGAGGCCUCUCGCUUCGGCUACCCUCCCCGUUCUAGGUCGGAUCGCGACUUGACGCGUUCGCGCGAGGGGUCCCGAGACCUCCGCGGGCACCGCCUGUCGAUCUCGUCGCAGAACUCUAGGACUGGCACGCCUGAUAACGCCGGGUCUUCCACUCCCCAGAUGCCGACUCGCUCCCUGUGGAUCGGAAACCUCGACGUGAACGCCACCAGCGAAGCCCUCCUUCGCGUCUUCUCGUCCUACGGUGCCAUCGAGAGCCUUCGCAUGCUUCCGGAGAAGACUUGCGCCUUUGUGAACUUCAUGGACAAGGCGGACGCCGUCCGCGCCCGUGACGACGUCUUAAACCGUCUCGGUGGCCAGGUCCCCGAACUCUCUGAGACGGCCCCCGUCCGCAUUGGCUUUGGCAAGAUCGACUCUGCGCCUACCGGUCCCACUACGAGCACCGUCGCCCCCGCCCCGCCUGGUCUGGUCUUUACCAACGGCCAGAUCACCAUCACUCAGACCCAGCCGAGUGCCGGUGGCGCCACCGCUCCUGGCCCCGAUGCGGCUGGAGACCAGAGUGCCCUCCCCACGCGUGCUCUUUGGAUUGGAAGCAUUCCUAGCACGACCUCUUCCGCGACCCUCCUCCAGAUCUUCUCUCCCUUCGGACCUGUCGAGUCUGCUCGCGUUCUGACCCACAAGUCUUGCGGCUUCGUCAACUUUGAGCGUCUUGACUCUGCCAUCUCUGCGCGCAACGCUCUGAACGGCCGUGACAUCUUGGGCUCCGACAUUGGCCCGAUCCGCAUCGGGUUCGCGCGUGUCCCCACGAAGUCGCCCCAGAUUGGCGGUCCCGAACCCGAGGAGGGCUCUUCUCCCGCCAAGCUCGGCGAGGGCCUCAACACUGUUCGCGGUGCGACCGCUGUCACGACUGAGCAGCAGUUAUCGACUGAGGGCGGCGGUGUUGAGAACUACCGCUCGCAGCUCGUUCUCGAUCUCGUCAAGCAGGGUGUCCACGAGCAGGUUCUGGAGCGCGGUCUCGCCCCCGAUGGUGCGGUCUCUGAGCAGCAGAUGAUCAUGCAGGUGCUCAGCGGAAGCAGGGAGGAGGAGGAGGACGAUGUCCGCGCCGCGGCCGAGGUCCGCCCCCCGGUCACUUACUACACGACCAUUCCGAUCAUCGGUGACAGGCAGAGCAUGCGCCGCUUCGACGUCUCUCGUCUUCGCGAGCUGCGCAAGCGCCUGGACUCGGGCUCGGCCUCUCAGGAGGAUGUCGACACCAUCACCCGCGACCUCAUGGAGGACUCUGCUGAUCUCUCGUCCGACUACAUCGGAAACACGGUCAUUCAGAAGCUCUAUGAGCGUGCCAGCCCCGACCUGCGCCGCCAGAUGCUGGAGCGUAUCGCUCCUCACCUUGCCAUGAUCGGCAUCCACAAGAACGGCACCUGGGCUGCGCAGAAGAUAAUCGAGUGUGCUACGACCGAUGAGGAGAAGGACCUGAUCACCAUGAACUUGCGUCCGUUUGCGCCGCCCCUUAUGUGCGACUCUCUCGGCAACUACGUGUGUGCCGGUACUCUCCGCUUCGGCGCCCCCUACAGCGACUACGUUUACGAUGCGAUGAUCGACCGUAUGUGGGACAUUGCCCAGAACCGCUUCGGUGCCCGUUGUAUGCGCACCUGUCUCGAGUCGCCCCACACGACGCUGUACCAGAAGAAGAGGAUUGCGACGUCGGUCAUUCUCAACUCGAUCCCGCUCGCCACCAACCCCAACGGUGCCCUUCUCCUGACCUGGCUCGUGGAGCAGUCCAACCUCCCCGGUCGCUACGGCCUGCUGGCCAACCGCUUCGCGCCGCACGUUGCCCACCUGUGCACGCACAAGCUGGCCUCGCUCACUGUGCUCCGCAUCAUCAACCAGACCACCGAGCCCGCCGCUGCGAGUACGCUUCUCCAGACCAUCUUCCACUCGCCCAACGACCAGAUCCUCACCGAGAUUCUCGGUGACGCCUCGAAUGGUUCGCAGGUGAUUGGCAAGAUUCUCGCGGUCAGCUCGAUCUCGAAGGAGGAGAAGCCCAAGUUGCUCGAGGCCGUCCGACGUGUCCUGCCCAGCAUCAAGGCGGCCAGCACCCCGCCUUACCGCCGCCUCCUCGAGGAGGUCGGUCUCCCUAUUCCUCAGAGCAGCUACCAGCGCUCGAACUCGACGGGUCCGGCUAGCACCCAGGCUGUCCCCAUGGCUGCCGCCGGUUGGCAGCAGGGCUACCAGGCGCAGUUAGGUUUCGCCCCCGUCAUGAACCCGGGCUUCCCUCAGCCUCUUGCGCAGACCAUCUCGCCUCUUCUGAUUCCUCAGAACAUGGCUCUUGGUCAGGCCAUGCGCGCUGGUUCGCCGCCGAACGGCAGCGCCCAGCCCCACACCCCCCGCCGGGGCCAGCGUGGUCGCAUGAGCCCCAUCUCGCAGAUGCUCUCGCCCGGUUCGGACCCUUUCAAUCCUAGCCCCGGCAUGGCUCUUCCGGUCCGCGGCAACCAGUCGCUCUCGUUCGACUCUCAGACGAAUGUUGGCGGUCUCGGUAUCCUCCCCAACCAGCCCUACUACCAGCAGGGUGGUCCGGGGAUGUACGCCCAAACUGGGUUUCAGUGA
Messenger RNA from Trichosporon asahii var. asahii CBS 2479, 3534 nucleotides. RefSeq lists its product as uncharacterized. Lineage: Eukaryota; Fungi; Basidiomycota; Tremellomycetes; Trichosporonales; Trichosporonaceae. The record is from RefSeq and is a predicted model, not a curated record. Gene Ontology annotation, molecular function: RNA binding. Bases 1 to 3534 code for a protein of 1177 amino acids. The transcript has 4 exons.